This is a messenger RNA of Adineta steineri, 1560 nucleotides long. Lineage: Eukaryota; Metazoa; Rotifera; Eurotatoria; Adinetida; Adinetidae. The record is from the annotation of a GenBank genome assembly.
AUGUUUAUUUUAUUUUUACUAUCUAUUUUACAUUUAACAAUAAGUCAAGAUAUUUUAAAUCCACAUAUAUUUUCUGAUUGUAAACAUUUAAUAUUACCAGCUCGUUGUCAAUGUUAUCAUUCAGGUCAUGAAUCACAAUUACGUUGUCUUAAAAGUGAACUUCAUUCAUUACCAAAAUUACCGAAUAAUAUGCGUUGGAAUGCAUUAGAUUUUUCAUAUAAUUAUAUAACAUCUGUUGAUAAUUAUGUGUUUGCUGAUAUCUAUGUUGAAACGAUAAGUUUAAAAUCGAAUUAUCUUCGUCGAAUUGAAAUAACAGCAUUUGAUCAUAUUAAAAAUUUAAAAGAAUUAUUUAUUAAUAACAAUCAAUUAAAAGAACUCUUUCCUCAAACAUUGACAUCACCAGGUUCUAGUCUAGAAAUAUUUGAUGUGUCAUAUAAUCCAUUUCAAUAUUUGGAUAUCGGUGAAAUUCUUCUUAAUUUACCUAUGUUAAAACAGUUUCAUGUUGUAUCUUGUCAUUUAAAUAAUACAAGUAUUUAUACAUUAACAAAAUUAAUUCCAAGUCCAGCUGAUUUACAUAAUCAAACAAGUACAAGACAUGGCCAACUUUCCUUAGAAAUCCUUGAUUUAAGUUAUAAUAAUUUAACAACAAUAUGUCAUAAUUUAUUUGAUGGGUUAUAUAAUUUAAUUGAACUUCGUCUCAAUCAUAAUUCAAUACGUUUAAUUGAUAAUAAUUUUCUUCAUACAUUUUCACAGAUAAAAAUUAUAAAUUUAGCACACAAUCUACUCGAACAGGUCCCUAGACUAUCUAGUCGUUCCUUAGAAAUUUUAAAUUUUUCAACGAAUCAUAUACAUUAUAUUGGUGAUUAUUUUGCUUCACAACUUCGUUCAAUACGUGUAAUUGAUUUAGAUCAUAAUCAUCAUUUAAAUAAUACAUCAAUUCGUGCAUUUUGUUUUUUAAAUAUAUUAACAUUAGAAAAAUUAACAUUUCGCUCAACUAAUCUCAUAUCAUUAGAUACAUUUGGUGAACUCUUAUGUCGUUUAAUUAAUGUAACACAUAAAGUAAAUACUAUUGAUAUAAAUAAUAAUGUUAAUUUAAAAUGUGAUUGUACAUUAAUACAAUUUCAAAAUUAUUUAAAUAAUUUCAAGGAUCUAACAUGUACACAACAUGGACAAGAUCGAUAUUAUAUAUCAAAUCCAUUAAAUCAACUUUCCAAUUGUCAAUAUGAUUUUUGUUUAAGAAGACAACAACAGACAGAAGCAGAUUAUUGUAAUUAUUAUGAUGCUGAACGUGUUGUAUAUGAAGGAACAUGUAAAGCUAAAUUAAUAGCAAGUGAAGAAAGAAAAAAACUGAAACUAAAAUCAAUGUCAACAACAACAAUAACAAUGACAACAUUAAUUGAUUUGAAAUUUUUCGAAAAUAUAACUGAGAGUAGAAAUUUAACAAAACUAGGAAAUUCAACAAAAAUCCAAAUAGAAAAAAAACAAAUAUCAAAUUUAAUAUCAAUAAACAGAAAAAGUUUUAUAUUAUUAAUUAUUUGUUUUCUUUUCUUGUUAUUGUAG